AUGUUCAGAUUAAACAGCCUACGUGGAAUCAACAGACGUCUUGUCGAUGUCUCCACCAAAAGACUCUUCUCCAACGCUCGUCCUCGUCUCAACAAGUUGUCGACAUCAGCAGAAUCACAAUUACUAACAGCACAAAGAGGUAACAGACCAAUCUCCCCACAUCUAACCAUCUACCAACCACAACUGACCUGGUACUUGUCGUCAGUCCACAGAGUGAGUUGUAUUGCAUUGGGAGCCUGUUUCUACCUGGUCACGAUCUCCUUUGGUCUGUCCAGUCUGUUGGGAUUGGGUCUAACCGCCGACUCGUUUGCCAACUGGUACAACUCCUGGUCUUCCACUUCGCAAUCUCUAGUGAAGGGUGCAUUCUCCUACUUGUUUGCGUUCCAAUUCACAUUAUCCAUCAGACAUUUCAUGUGGGACAUGGGUAAAGGGUUGAGCUUGAGCGGUGUUUACCGUUCUGGUUACACUGCCAUGGCGGUUGCCACUGCUUUAGGUACUUACUUGUGGUUAUAG
Vanderwaltozyma polyspora DSM 70294 is the source of this 513-nucleotide messenger RNA. RefSeq lists its product as uncharacterized. Gene Ontology annotation, biological process: tricarboxylic acid cycle; mitochondrial electron transport, succinate to ubiquinone. Gene Ontology annotation, cellular component: membrane. The record is from RefSeq and is a predicted model, not a curated record. Bases 1 to 513 code for a protein of 170 amino acids. Gene Ontology annotation, molecular function: electron transfer activity; succinate dehydrogenase activity. The transcript has a single exon. Lineage: Eukaryota; Fungi; Ascomycota; Saccharomycetes; Saccharomycetales; Saccharomycetaceae.